Molecule: messenger RNA, 2109 nt
Organism: Psilocybe cubensis
Lineage: Eukaryota; Fungi; Basidiomycota; Agaricomycetes; Agaricales; Agrocybaceae
Exons: 5
Coding region: 1-2109 (702 amino acids)
Biological process (GO): proteolysis
Molecular function (GO): serine-type endopeptidase activity
Source: RefSeq, a predicted model, not a curated record
AUGAUCAAGACGAUAGUAUUUUCCACGGAGGCGACACAUGGUCCAAUCUCUGUUUCUACUGCUCUUCAAGAUGUCGAUAUUGUUGCACAGCUUAUCUCUCCGUCAGGCCAACGGCGAGCCAUCCUGCGAAGCCCAAAGUCAGGAACCCCACGAUAUGUUGAAAUUUGGAGAAAUGGACUUCUGGAAACUUCCCUAGAUGUGACGGACCUCCAUGGAGAUUUUUACUCGGAUGAGUUCCUUGGAUCACUAUCCUUUUCGCCUUCAGAAACCACAGUGCUGUAUACAGCAGAAGCUAAGGCACCUGAGACGAAAGACCCAUUUGAGAAGUUCAAGUUCACUCCCGAUUUCGGCGAAGGUCUAACUGGGAAACGUCGACCAGUCAUCUUCAUCUUUAAUUGGGAAAAUCCACCCAGUGAAGACGGCGACAAGAGAACUUUGGUACAGAUAACUACACCAGAUGGUGAUACUCGGUUCGGCCAAGCCGUAUUCUCUUCCAACUCGGAUAAGGUCAUCUACGCAACGGGAUACGAUUUCACUGCAGACGGACGGAUAUUAGGCAUUAAAGGCUGUUUCAAUCGCCCUUCGGGUAUAUGGAAGUUGAAUAUAGCUUCCGAGCCACCCACUCGUACGGAUGACUUUAAAAUUCGUCCAGUAAAGGUGGACGCGUCUGUGCAAAAACUGACGCCACGCCAUGUCUCAUGCCGUUCUCCUCGCAUUUUCACCCAUAACGGACGAAGCACUUUGAUCUGGCUAUCUAGUGCUAGUGGUGGUGCCCAUCUUGCUAGUUCGACAUUGUACUCUCUCGAUGUCACUAAUGAUUCCUCUGAGCCUUUGAACAUCCCUUCUCCUCAUGAGCCAUUGGUGGGAAUUGUUGAUACACCAGGGCCCCAAACAAACGGCUUUCCGGGACUCUAUCCAACCUACAAUAUUUUACCAGACGCAACUGCGAUUUCUCCUGCUGGGCUUUCUGUCUUGGUGAGUUCUCACUGGGGCUCCCGCACCACCGUUCUUCAAAUAUCUUUGAAAGACGGUCUGGUUAGGGACCUUAUUCCCAUUUCGACAUUGUAUAGCUGGUCGGUUCUAGCUACGGAUGGUUUCACUCGUGUAAUUUGUUCUUGUAGUUCCCCUUCUUUGCCUUACGAAAUUGUGCUUGGAGAGUUCGAUGAGACAGGGGCCAUUAGCUGGCGAGUACUCGAUAAACCUGAGCUUCCUGAAGAUGUCAGUUCAGCUUUGGCAGGUAUUCGUACGAAGAUCGUUCGAAUUCCUGGGCGUCCUGGUGUAGAAACAAUUGUCGUUCAGGGUGCUAACAGGGGAAGCGGGACGAUUCCGCCUUGCAUUCUUUCUCCUCACGGUGGACCACAUGGUGCUAGUACCACUGCAUUCUCACCAACUACAGCUGCAUUGGUCAUUGAAGGCUACACAAUUUCCUUCCCAAAUUAUACAGGAUCCCCUGGAUAUGGAGAGGCUUUUAUCCAAGCCUUGGUUGGUCGAUGCGGAGAACUCGAUGUCCAAGAUUGUAUAGCGUCUGCCCGGCACCUCAUCUCUCUCGGGAUUUCCAAGGAAGGCCCGGGAAUGCAAUUGAUAACGGGUGGAAGCCAUGGAGGGUUUUUAACGGCGCACCUCGUUGGACAGUUCCCAAAUUUCUUUUCAGCCGCUAUUUUGCGUAACCCUGUUAUCUCGGUCGGAGAGAUCUCGACCAGCGACAUUCCAGACUGGUAUUUUUCCGAGUUCGGUUUCGACUACCCAGUGUUUUCGUCUUCCAUGUCAAACACAGAACAACUUGCGUCGUACCCAAACCCUCCGUUGGUAACCCCAAUGACAUUUGCCACCCUCCAAGCUGCUUCGCCCGUGGCAUACAUCGACGCUGUAUCCGUCCCUGUCUUACUUUUGAUCGGCGCAGAGGAUCGGAGGGUGUCACCAACUCAGGGCAUCGAAUAUUAUCAUGCUUUGAAAGCGCGGUACUCGGCGAAAUCGAAAGCCAGCAAGGUAGAGAUGCUCGUGUUCGAAGGCGAAAGUCAUCCUCUCGAUGGUGUGGAGGCAGCCAAGGCGAGCUUUGAGGCUACGGUGCAAUGGUUUAGAGAAGCAGUAAACUCAAAGAACCAUUUGUAG